Schistocerca piceifrons (Central American locust) is the source of this 930-nucleotide messenger RNA. Its product is annotated as paired box protein Pax-1-like. Gene Ontology annotation, molecular function: RNA polymerase II cis-regulatory region sequence-specific DNA binding; DNA-binding transcription factor activity, RNA polymerase II-specific. The transcript has 5 exons. The record is from RefSeq and is a predicted model, not a curated record. Gene Ontology annotation, biological process: anatomical structure development; regulation of transcription by RNA polymerase II. Lineage: Eukaryota; Metazoa; Arthropoda; Insecta; Orthoptera; Acrididae. The coding region runs from base 169 to 930 and encodes 253 amino acids.
GUGAGGAACGCGACGUGAAGCGACGUGAGGCGACGCAACGUCGGGUGGGACGCGCGUGCUGGCGUGCAGGCGGGGCGACGAAGGGCGCGUGCAGAGCGUGGCGUAGCGUGGAGGGGCCGGCGGCCGCCGCUGCGUGCUGACCGGGCCGCGACGCCCCCGCUCCUUGCCAUGGACUCGGGGGCGCAACGGCAAAUGAAGGACGAGUGGCCGUCCCGAGUGGAGUCGGCGGUUCCCAUGGCGCCGCUCGCUCUCAGCCACGACCACUUUGAGUCGCAGUGCCAGCAGCAGUACGGGGAGGUGAACCAGCUGGGCGGCGUCUUCGUGAACGGGAGGCCGCUGCCCAACGCGGUGCGCAUGCGCAUCGUGGAGCUGGCGCAGCUGGGCAUCCGGCCGUGCGACAUCUCGCGCCAGCUGCGCGUCUCGCACGGCUGCGUCUCCAAGAUCCUGGCGCGCUACCACGAGACCGGAUCCAUCCUGCCCGGCGCCAUCGGCGGCAGCAAGCCGCGCGUCACCACGCCCAAGGUGGUGGCGUACAUCAAGGAGCUGAAGCAGAAGGACCCCGGCAUCUUCGCGUGGGAGAUCCGCGACCGGCUGCUGUCGGACGGCGUGUGCGACAAGUAUAACGUGCCGUCGGUGAGCAGCAUCAGCCGCAUCCUGCGCAACAAGAUCGGCGCGCUCGUGCACCAUCCGCACCACCACUCGCCGGCGUCGGCGGCGGCGGCGGCGGCGGCCGGGACGGCUGCGGGGGCGGCGGUGGUGGCGGCGGCAGCGGCGGCGGCGCACCACCCGCACCUGUACGGCUCCAUCUACCCGGCGGCCGCCUACCCCUACCAGCCGGCCGGGCCGGGGCCCGCGGGCAAGGUGGCCAGCGCACCCGGGGCCUCCCCGCCGUCCGUAGCGGCGACGGCGGGCGGCGCGGGCAGGCUGUGA